GUCCUCGCCCCCUUCCUGCCCCCCUGCUCCCAAGAUGCGGUUUGCUCCCUUGCGCGUGCCGCUCAAGCGGCGCAUGGAGACGCUGGUCCUUUUCUUUUGGACGACACAAAUGUUCUGGGCCUCGGUGCUGCUGGCGGUCAUCGCCUUUACACCGCCUCUCUGGCCCAUUGCCCUGAUUUACUUCGUGUGGAUGUGGAACGACAAGGCCCCGUGGAAUGGUGGCCGUCCAUUCCGCUGGCUGCGCGCUCACUGGAUCUGGGGCCACUUCCGCGACUACUUCCCGGUGACCAUUGUCCGCGCAUCGCCGGCCCCCUUCGACACCACGCGCAAGUAUCUCUUCGCCUACCACCCCCAUGGCGUGAUUAGCUUCGGCGCCUUUGCCACCUUCGCCUGUGCGUAUCACGGCUUCGAUCGGCUGUUCCCCGGCCUGGCGCUGCGCCUGUGCACGCUGAACAGCAACUUUUGGUUCCCCUUCCUUCGGGACUUCAUGCUGUCCAUGGGCCUGAUCAGUGCCGAUCGCCGAUCCAUCCAACGCUCGUUCGACAUCGGCGGCCCGGGAUCCUGUGUGGCCCUGGUGGUCGGCGGUGCGGAGGAGGCCCUCGACGCCCGGCCCGGGACCAUUGACCUGACCCUGGCCCGCCGGCGUGGCUUCGUUCGCAUGGCCCUGCGCACUGGGUCCUGGCUCGUCCCUGUCAUUGCCUUCGGCGAGAACGACGUAUACAACCAGCUGGUGGCCAACCCCCCCGGGUCCCGGGCCCGCGCGGCUCAGUCAUGGUUCAAGAAGAUCUUCGGCUUUUCGACCCCGCUCUUUUCCGGGCGCGGGGUGUUCAACUAUGACUUCGGCCUGCUGCCCCUGCGUAAGCCGAUUGUCGUGGUCAUCGGCGAUCCGAUCCCCCCGCCGGGGUAUUCGCCGGCCAUCCCGCGCCUGCUGCCCUUGGAUUUGGAUGCCGCGGUGGCGGGCAUCACGGCGGCCGAUGACUCGGCCACCGAGGAGCACGACCCUCGCCCGGUCAAGCCGAGCACCGGGCCGGGGCCGGACCUGGCGGCCGCCCCGUCGGUGGCCAGCCUUUCGCAGUGUGACACGGCGGCCUGCUCGCCGACGGAGGUCCCGGCGCAGUUGCCGGAGUCCCCCGCCGCCGAGGCACGGCCGGCGUCGCCCCCGCCGGCCCCGGUGCCCGGCAAGAUGCGCGGCAAGGCCGGGCGCCGGGGUCGCCCGGCUCCCGGGCAGAACAAGUCCGACUCGGACCUCAGCCUGGCCUCGGUGUCGUCGCUGCCGCCGGGGGCAGGCUCGCCGGAGCGGCCCCGGUCGCCGGGCUCGCCCGAACGGCCCCGGUCGCCGGCCCCGGUCGCGGCGGCCAGCCCCGAGCCUCCCCCGGCGGAGGAAGCCUCCCGGUCCGCCGCCGAGGCCACCACCACCAUCAUGGCGUCCGGCGCCCAGGCCGUGUCGACGGCCGUGGCGUCGGUGCGUACGGCUCGCCGCCGCCGGCAGGCCGGGUCCUCAUCCUCGCAGGGGGGCGCCUCCGAGGCGGGUGGCGCGGCCUCCCGGACCGGCGGCAGCAGCGGCCCCUCAGAUCUGCUCAUCCAGCAGUACCAUGUCCUGUAUUGCGAGAAGCUGCUCGAGCUCUACGAUCAGUACAAGGACAUCUAUGCGCCGAAUCGGUCGCUGGACAUGCGCAUUGUCCGCUAAAAGACGCGCUCAUAGACACAGGUAGCUAGGCAAGGGGAAGGCCGACAGCGAGAAGUCACGGAAGGCUUGUGCCGUGCGCCGAUGCGUGCGGCGCGAAGCCCGGUGGCCGAGGCGAGGCGUGCAUAUGCGCUCAGGUGUGCUGCCCGGUGGGGAUGCGCCGCGCACCGGCCGGCCCAUGCCCACCAUGCCCCCGCACCUCGCGGCAAUGCCUGUGCCGCUCCUCGUCUGCCGCUCGUGUGCCACCAAAAAGACAAUCUCCCAAACACCA
Molecule: messenger RNA, 1955 nt
Organism: Fonticula alba
Lineage: Eukaryota; Rotosphaerida; Fonticulaceae
Exons: 4
Coding region: 35-1687 (550 amino acids)
Biological process (GO): triglyceride biosynthetic process
Cellular component (GO): endoplasmic reticulum membrane
Molecular function (GO): diacylglycerol O-acyltransferase activity
Source: RefSeq, a predicted model, not a curated record